AAUGUAUUUAAAAACAAAAACAGAACAUAAAACCAUCAACCCACCCAGCUCCCCCAAAUACAACCCCAAGAUUCAUUUAUGCCAAAUAUGAUGAGUUAAAGUAUUGUUUAAAAUCAUUUUUUAAUCUAAUGGAUCUUUCAUGAUAUUUAUACGUACCUUUCAUAUCAAAGAAAAAUACAUUUUCCAAGAAUUUUGAAUUUCACCUCAGACCCAAUUUCUUCAGUUUUUUUUGUAAAGCUCAGACAGGAAUGCUGUCCAGCAGUUAUGUGAGCAGGAGACAAAGCCAGCUGAGGCCUGAUGGUGUCUGACCUUUUCACAGACCAUUGCAUUGAGGUAAAGGAGGCCAGCAUUAUCAGGACGGACAGACAGGACAGCCUUAAGAUUUUGUUUUUUUCGUUUUUCCCCCAAAAGCUCUGAGGCAUAGAUCUGAAUAAAAAAAGUUCUAUUUAACGUAGUUAAAUGUUCCCUCAUGUGACCCAGACUAUGCUCUUAGUCAAAAGUCCAUCAUAAUUUAUGUGCUUAAGAGCCUUUCUCAAUAAUUAUUGUCAUUUUCUAAUAUAAUGGCGACUCGUGAGGAAAAGAGCAGUACAGCACAGGUGGAUCUGGUAUCACUGUUUCCACAGCAACACAUAUUAAAUUGCACUGCAGCCUACAGACGGUGAACUUUAGACAGGCGGAGGAACAGGUGACUCAGAGAGCAGGAGUCCUUCCGGGAAAGAACACCUUCAGAAAUGGCUAAGUUUCUAACACAAGCUCAAAUCAACGAGUUCAAGGAGUGCUUCUCCUUGUAUGACAAGAAGCGGAACGGAAAAAUAGAUUCCAAAGAUCUGAUCACCGUCAUGCGCUGCUUGGGGACGAGCCCCACCUUCAGUGAGAUAGACAGGCAUCUACAAGUUCACAAAAUCGAUAAGAAAGGUGAGCUGGACUUCUCCACUUUCCUGACGAUGAUGCACAGACAGAUGCAGCAGGAGGAUCCCGGGACGGAGAUCCUGGAGGCUUUCAGGAUGACAGACAAGCAGAACAAAGGAACCAUCCAGGCGUCUGAGCUGAAGGCUAAACUCACCAAGCUGGGAGAGAAACUCUCAAAUGCAGAAGUGGAUGAACUCUUCAGGGAGGCAAACGUCAGGCCGAACGGAGUCAUCAACUAUGAAGAGUUCACCCGAAUGGUGACCCUGCCACCAGUCGAUUACUGAGUUUUCAAAAAAAAAAUCAUCAUUCAAAAAUGUCUCAAAAUUACAAAAUAAAAGCAUGGACUAAUGUUCCAUUCUUUGAAUUUUUACACAUACAUAUGUAAAUAAUCUGAUGUGUGAUUUGUUGAAAAAAUAAAGUUUAAUUCCCGUGAA
Oryzias melastigma (Indian medaka) is the source of this 1343-nucleotide messenger RNA. It is a transcript of the gene calml4a, whose product is annotated as calmodulin-like 4a. Bases 732 to 1193 code for a protein of 153 amino acids. The transcript has 5 exons. Gene Ontology annotation, molecular function: calcium ion binding. Lineage: Eukaryota; Metazoa; Chordata; Actinopteri; Beloniformes; Adrianichthyidae. The record is from RefSeq and is a predicted model, not a curated record. Gene Ontology annotation, cellular component: myosin II complex.